AUGUUAGAAGGCUUAUUUCCUUCAUACCAGAAAAGGCUUACAUACAAAGGAUACUCCUUCUUUAUCAACCUAGUAGUGCUACUUGUAAUUAUAGCUUGCUUCUUAAUUCCAACUGUAAUAUUGCACUUGGUGCAAUGUGUUAGACUAAGAAAAAUAAAGAAUCAAAGAUUGAUUAGGAAAGAGAAGCCUGAUGAACCUGAUACAGAUGAAGAUAAUAUGGAAGAGUUAAAUGAGCUUGCGGAAUACUCUACUUUUCCUUCAAAUAAUGGCCAACAGAGGAUCCAUACGAGUUAUGAAGUACUUGAGAAUCCUAUUGGGAGUAAUGAAUCUUGGUCCUUUUACAUUAUAACAAUUAUGAUAUUAGUUACUGAAAUACUCUCAGCGUUCUCUAUUUUAGGGAUAGUUGACUUACUUUUAAUGUAUGGAUACAUUCAUCAAACAAAGUCAUUCAUGCUUUGGAAGUAUAUUGUUUGGAUAUCGUUUCUGUUUCUAGCUUAUGGAAGAAUCAUAUUUGCCUGAAGCAGAUAUGAGAAAACCUAUCUGCUCCUAAUCAACAAGCGAUUUGUUUGUUUCGCAGCUCUAGCAGUAAUAUUCUUGAGUUAUACAACAAGUGUUACAAUAUUUACAUCUGGCUUAUGAAUGGCCUCUCAUUCAUCUCUUUUGGAAGGGUUUGGAAUAGGGCGUUUUGUAAUAUCAACAUCAUUUAUGAGGGGUAUGUAUCCAUCUACAUGAUCUGCUGAUUCUUACCCAUGUAUGGCUUAUAUGACUUUGCCAGAAAACUCAGUAAAUGAGGCCUUUAUCAAUUUCCACAUUAACCAGGAAUCAUGAUUAGAUUGGGAAUGAAAACCUGUUUUAAAGUAUAUAGAGUAUGAUCAAAGAAGCUCAAACACACCAUGGACUAGAAUAUCUCCAAACAUAGGUGAAUUUUCAUCUCUCCCAUCUGAAUAUGAAAGUAGAAAUAUUUUUACUGCGUAUCUAAAGGACCUUAAACCAAAUAUGAGAUACAUCUUUUCUAUCUCUGAUGAAGGAGCUGAAAGAUAUUCAGAGAAAUUCUCAUUCAAAACUUUUGAUCCAAAUAACUUCGUCAUUCUGAACGGGGGAGAUAUUGGUAUAAAUCCUGAAGCUAGAGAAAUGAAUAAUGUUGGACUUGCAAAUCAUCGAGGAGAUCUUAUGAUGAUUGGAGGAGAUAUUUCAUAUGAUAAUAACUUUCCUCAAUGAUAUAGGGCAACAGAUAAGAUACUCCAUGAGAUUCCUCACUCUUGGAAAGAUUCUGGGAGUAGGUAUACUAACCUAAUACCGAUGAUCAAGGCUCCAGGAAAUCAUGAUUUUGGUGUGAACCCUAAUAAUCAUAUAAAUAUUGUCCACGAUCAACAUGAGCCAUUAUAUAAACACUAUUAUACUCAGAAUUCAUUUGAACAAGGUGUACCUCCUCUUAGCCAAAGGAAAAGCUAUUUUUAUCAUACAAUCGGGUCGACUGCUGUAAUUAUCUCCUUGGACUCAGGAUACGAUACUGAUCUAUAUGGGGAGCAAGCUGAAUGGCUUGACUCUAUCCUAAAUAAACACAAUGACUAUCCUAUAAAGAUUGUUCAUUACCAUGAACCUAUCUACCCUGCUUGAGAAUAUGCGAAGGAUGAAACACAAAACUUAGGGAAGAGAUACUGGGUCCCUAUCUUUGAUAAGUACAACGUCACUAUUGUUUUUGAGAACCAUAAUCACAGUCUUAAGAGAACAUUCAAACUUCGAGAUAACGGGAUUGAUCCAAAUGGAGUUAUCUACAUUGGUGAUGGAGCAUGGGGAGCUAUUGAUAACCCUUGAAGAGUCAAAGAUAAUGGAUUUAUAGCCAAGUAUGAGGCCAAGAAUCAUGUAUGGGAAAUGGCGAUUGAUAUGUCUCAAGAAGAUCAAAUAUCUCUCAGAGCUAUUGGGAAAAAUAAAGAGAUUCUGGAUCAUAUAAAGUUGCGAGUUUAAAGAUUUUCAACUUUCAGAAA
Molecule: messenger RNA, 1985 nt
Organism: Moneuplotes crassus
Lineage: Eukaryota; Ciliophora; Spirotrichea; Euplotida; Euplotidae
Source: the annotation of a GenBank genome assembly